Messenger RNA from Symbiodinium natans, 495 nucleotides. NCBI's taxonomy places the organism in Eukaryota, Dinophyceae, Suessiales, Symbiodiniaceae. The record is from the annotation of a GenBank genome assembly.
AUGCCCAACACUACAUUCGUCGAGGCUCUUCAUGCUCUCCACGACGACGAUUUCCAAGAAGUGAGAUUCUUGAAGGGAGCCAAGCUCCUCGGCAAAAGGCUCCUGUGCUUGGUGUCGCGCAUGUGUGCUGCCAAUCGAGGCUUUGCUGUUCCUGAUGUCGGUACACCGCGGGGACGGAUGGACGAUGAUCUUGAAAGCACAACUACAGAGUUCUCGCAGGUGAGUUCUGACAACGCUCGUGGAGCUGUGAAAAAGAGAGUCAAGUUUUUGGAGCAGCCUGACAUCACGUACGUGGCAGUGGAAUGCGCGACGGACCUGACACUGUUGCCACAAAAGUGUGGACGACGUGCAAGGUCGCAAGAAGAUCUUUCCCGCAGACACUUGAAGAACAUGCAGCAGAAUCAUGAACACAUCGUGGCAAAUGUCAUGGAGGCCUCUCAGCAGCUAAAGGAUUGCUUCCGAGGCCUUAACAAACUGAUGCAGAAGCAUACAUAG